This is a messenger RNA of Notechis scutatus (mainland tiger snake), 1212 nucleotides long. Lineage: Eukaryota; Metazoa; Chordata; Lepidosauria; Squamata; Elapidae. The record is from RefSeq and is a predicted model, not a curated record.
UUCUCCCAUUCCCUGAAGUAUUUCUCCGUCGCCAUCUCAGAGCCCAGUCAGGGGCUGCCCCACUUUGUCGUUGUGGGGUAUGUGGAUGAUCAACUCUUCAGUUAUUACGACAGUCACACCCGGAGGAUGAAGCCUCGAGUCUCCUGGAUAGAGAAGUAUGUGGGGAAGGAGGAUCCCCAGUACUGGGACAGAAACACCCAGAUAUUACGUGACACUGAGGAGUCGUUCAGAGGAAGCCUGGAGAUUCUGAGGUAUCGGUACAAUCAGAGUGAAGGCUUUCACAUAAUACAGGCGAGGUAUGGCUGUGAGCUUCGGAGAGACGGGAGCAAAGGAGGGUUUGUACAGGAUGGAUAUGAUGGGAGGGACUUCAUCUCCUUCGACAAGGAGACCCUCACCUGGGUGGCUCCCGACCCCCAGGCCCAGAUCACCCAGAGGAAAUGGGAUGCUCUUCCAGCACGGAAUGAGUACUUUAAGUCCUACCUGGAGAAGGAAUGCAUUGAAUGGCUGGAGAAACACCUGUCGUACGGGAAAGAGACGCUGCUGAGGACAGAGCCCCCAGACGUGACGCUGGACAGAGACAAGACAGAGGUGGAGGAUGGGAUGGAGACGCACAUCUGCCAGGUCCACGGCUUCUACCCCAGGGAGAUCGAUGCCUUCUGGACGAGGGACGGGGAGGUCUGGCUGCAGGACACCCUCCAUAAGUCUGUGGCCCCCAACGCGGAUGGGACCUACCACUACUGGCUCAGCAUCCGGAUCGACCCCAAAGAGAGGAGCCGCUAUCGGUGCCACGUGCAGCACGACAGCCUGCAGGAGCCUCUGGACCUGGCCCUGGAAGUGUUUGAGGUUGGUGCAGCUGCAGGGACCAGAGCAUAGAACUGACUUCAGGGGAUGGAAAGUACAGAAUCCCAUCACAAGAGUUGGCCGAUCCUGAUGAAAUGCCCUCAGAUCCUCUCUUAGGCCUUCCCCGUUUCUUGCCCCCAGCACCAGAAAUAGAUUUCCUUUUGUUCACAAUUCCUAAAGUACAAGAAUCAGGAGGAGUCUGGUUGCCCCUUUUCUGAAGGAAAAUUCUGACUAAAAUGGAUGAAGUGCAGCCGACUUCAGGAAAUGCAGAGAGUGGCUGGACUGAUGCAUCAGGAGUCAGAAAAGAGGCUAAGAAGUCUGAGUUUUAUUUCCCAUCAGAGACUAACAGGGUUUCCUGCUUUAAAGGUCAAA